GCUAAACUUCCAUCUACAACACAACUUCCACUUUUAUUCCACAUCCUCUCAAGUCACAAGCCACUGCAUCUCACUCAACACCAAAUCCCCUGAAACUCAACUGCGGAGCUUCAAAUCGCCAAGCUCGCACCUGGGCAAGAUUGUACUCUUAUCUCAACCACUCGACCGACACUAUGGCGGAGCAACAAGAUAAUGCACAGUCAAUCAGUGCUGAUGAAAUCGCGCUGUACGACCGACAGAUCCGGCUGUGGGGAGUGCACGCACAAGAAAAAAUCCGAUCGGCGAACAUCCUUCUCAUCACUGUGAAAGCUCUCGCAAACGAAGUGGCCAAGAACCUUGUCCUGGCGGGCAUUGGCUCACUCACCAUAAUCGACCACCAGGACGUCACAGAGGAGGACCUGGGCGCGCAGUUCUUCGUCGCCGAAGGACAAAGUGAGCAGGAUGUGAUUGGGAAGAACCGCGCGCAAGUCGCAGGACCGCAAAUCCACAAAAUGAAUCCUCGGGUCAAGCUCAACAUCGACACUUCCGAUGUCAAAACUAAACAACCUGACUUCUUCGCGCAAUUCGAUAUCACAAUCUCCACAGAGCUCGACUUCGUAACCAACACCAUCGUGAACGCCGCCUGCCGACUGGCCAACAGACCCUUCUACGCCGCCGGUCUACACGGCUUCUACGGCUACGUUUUCGCCGACCUAAUCAUCCACGACUUCGUGAUCGAGCGAAACAAAUCCAACAUGGCCCCCGCAACCCAAGAAACACCCACCCGCAGCAUCAUCGACAUAACCACCAAACACGAACAGAACGACGCCAACAAGAAAGAACCAAACAAGAUAAUCGAGCUCGUCACCAAGCGCGAGGUGUACUCACCACUAAUCCUCGCAAAUACAUCCCCACUACCGGAAGAAUACACACGACUCCCACGGCGUCGCAAGCAAGUCACCCCACUUCUCAGCUGCCUGCGCGCACUAUGGGAAUUCGAAAAACUACGCGGCCACCGCCCGACCUUCACGCACGAAGACCUGGAAUUAUUCACGAAGCUGUCGCGCGACCGACACCAGGAAUUGAAGCUGGAGCCACUUACACUGGACUCUGUGUUCCUGCGGACUUUCCUGCAGAACCUGGGCAGCGAGCUGAGUCCCGUUGCGGCAUUUUUGGGCGGUGCGCUGGCACAGGAUGUUAUUAAUGUUCUUUCGGCGAGGGAGCAGCCUUUGCAGAAUAUGUUGCUGUUUGAUGGGGAGAAGAGCGUUGGUCCGAUUUAUUCGCUUCAUCCUUUCUUCCCUGAUGAUGGUGUGGCGGAGAUGGCUGCUGUGCCGCCAGUUAGGAACCCGAUUACGGUUCCUGUGGAUUUGUGAGAGCAAUUGGAAUAAAUGAAGGUGGACAGGUGGUGGAAGAUUGGACUGAGUUGGGCUCCUGGGCUCUUUUAGCAUCAUUACGAAUCUCCUUUUUUUUUCCAACAGAUUCCAAUGACCCCGGACUUAGAUCUGGGUCUCAUUAUGUACGAUAGAACACGAGCAACCAUUGAUACUUGAUACUAGCAUGGAAUUGG
This is a messenger RNA of Penicillium samsonianum, 1546 nucleotides long. Its product is annotated as E1 ubiquitin-activating protein AOS1. The record is from RefSeq and is a predicted model, not a curated record. Gene Ontology annotation, cellular component: SUMO activating enzyme complex; cytoplasm. Gene Ontology annotation, molecular function: SUMO activating enzyme activity. The coding region runs from base 174 to 1352 and encodes 392 amino acids. Lineage: Eukaryota; Fungi; Ascomycota; Eurotiomycetes; Eurotiales; Aspergillaceae. Gene Ontology annotation, biological process: protein sumoylation. The transcript has 4 exons.